Erinaceus europaeus (western European hedgehog) is the source of this 1640-nucleotide messenger RNA. It is a transcript of the gene KRT16, whose product is annotated as keratin 16. Gene Ontology annotation, cellular component: keratin filament. The transcript is spliced from 8 exons. The coding region runs from base 74 to 1489 and encodes 471 amino acids. Lineage: Eukaryota; Metazoa; Chordata; Mammalia; Eulipotyphla; Erinaceidae. The record is from RefSeq and is a predicted model, not a curated record. Gene Ontology annotation, molecular function: structural molecule activity.
AGCACUAGCAUCCUCUCAGCCCGAGCACCUUUCUCUUCUCUCUGCCAACUUGCUCACCUCCCUCCUGGGCACCAUGACCACCUGCAGUCGCCAGUUCACCUCCUCUAGCUCCAUGAAGGGCUCCUGUGGCAUUGGCGGUGGUUCCAGCCGCAUGUCUUCCAUCCUGGCUGGAGGGUCCUGCCGGGCCCCCAGUGCCUAUGGGGGCAUGUCUGUCUCCUCCUCCCGCUACUCCUCUGGAGGUGUCUGCGGGAUGGGAGGCGGCUAUGGUGGUGGCUUCAGCAGCAGCAGCUUUGGUGGAGGACUGGGUAGUGGUUUUGGUGGUGGCUUUGGUGGUGGCUUUGGUGGUGGCUUGGGUAGUGGCUUUGGUGGUGGCUUGGGUGGUGGUGAUGGGCUCCUGGUGGGCAGCGAGAAGGUGACCAUGCAGAACCUCAACGACCGCCUGGCCUCCUACCUGGACAAGGUGCGUGCCCUGGAGGAGGCCAACGCCGACCUGGAGGUAAAGAUCCGCGACUGGUACCAGAAGCAGCGACCUGCUGAGACCAAGGACUACAGCCCCUACUUCCGGACCAUUGAGGAUCUGAAGAACAAGAUCAUUGCAGCCACGAUUGAGAAUGCUCAGCCCAUCCUCCAGAUAGACAACGCCAGACUGGCAGCAGAUGACUUCAGGACCAAGUACGAGCAUGAGCUGGCCCUGCGCCAGAGUGUGGAGGCCGACAUCAACGGCCUGCGCAGGGUGCUGGACGAGCUGACCCUGGCCAGGACGGACCUGGAGAUGCAGGUCGAGGGACUGAAGGAGGAGCUGGCCUACAUGAAGAAGAACCAUGAGGAGGAGAUGCUUGCCCUGCGGGGUCAGACUGGUGGAGAUGUCAGUGUGGAGAUGGACGCCGCCCCUGGCAGGGACCUGAGCCGCAUCCUGAACGAGAUGCGUGACCAGUAUGAGCAGAUGGCGGAGAAGAACCGCAGGGAUGCAGAAGCCUGGUUCCAGAGCAAGACAGAGGAGCUGAACAAAGAAGUGGCCUCUAACAGCCAGCUGGUGCAGAGCAGCCGCAGUGAGGUGACUGAGCUCCGGAGGGUGAUCCAGGGCCUGGAGAUUGAGCUGCAGUCCCAGAUCAGCAUGAAAACAUCUCUGGAGGGCAGCCUGGAGGAGACCAAAGGCCGCUACUGCAUGCAGCUGUCCCAGAUCCAGGGGCUGAUUGGCAGUGUGGAGGAGCAGCUGGCGCAGCUGCGCUGUGAGAUGGAGCAGCAGAGCCAAGAGUACCAGAUCCUGCUGGACGUGAAGUGCCGUCUGGAGCAGGAGAUCGCCACGUACCGCCGCCUGCUGGAGGGCGAGGACGCCCACCUCUCUUCCUCCCAGCACUCAUCUGGCCAGUCCUACUCCUCCCAUGAAGUCUUCUCUUCCUCCUCCUCCACCACUGGACGCCAGACUCGGCCCAUCCUCAAGGAGCAGGGAUCCUCCAGUUUCAGCCAGAGCCAGAAUUCCAAGCACUGACCGGCCUCUUUCUCAGUCUCCUGCCCACCUGCCGGCCUCCCUCCCUGAAGGCCUGAGUCAGGCCUCUGCUCUCCCAGCACAGUCCGAAGCUGUCUCCCUGCUCUCUCCCCUGGUGGUGGGCUAAUAAAACUGAUUUUCUGGUUGAUGCAAA